Molecule: messenger RNA, 1380 nt
Organism: Cladophialophora psammophila CBS 110553
Lineage: Eukaryota; Fungi; Ascomycota; Eurotiomycetes; Chaetothyriales; Herpotrichiellaceae
Exons: 2
Coding region: 1-1380 (459 amino acids)
Biological process (GO): transmembrane transport
Cellular component (GO): fungal-type vacuole membrane
Molecular function (GO): transmembrane transporter activity
Source: RefSeq, a predicted model, not a curated record
AUGACGAGCGAGAAGGAUGGGGAGAUCUCAGACCUGAGCGACUCACUUGGGCAGCACCCUGAACCGGCUCUUAAUUAUGCAUUUGUUCACACACCUCAGCCCAGUGAUAGCAAGCGGGAUCUCACCUCGACAUGCAGGAUUAUUGGCUGCUUUUUUGUUUUCUUCAUCACCUGGGGUGUCGCCUCCUCAUUCAGUGCCUAUCAAGCCUUUUAUCAGAAGGACUUGCUUGCCUCCCACACACCAUCUGUUAUAUCAUGGGUCGGCACAGUCCAGGUGUCGUUGAUGGGACUCACGGGGAUCGUCUCUGGGGCUCUCUAUGACCGAGGCUAUAUUCGAACGUUGUUGAUUGUCGGUGGCUCAAUGGUCGUUUUCGGUUUUAUGAUGCUCAGCUUGGCCAAAGAAUACUAUCAGGUCAUUCUGGCCCAGGGUGUCUGCAUUGGACUGGGCAACGGAAUGCUGUACAUACCCUCGAUAGCCGUGAUCAGUCAGACCUUCACCGCCAAGCAACGGCCACUCGCUAUCGGAGGAUCAUCGUCUGGAGCAGCCAUCGGAGGCAUCGUCCUGCCCAUCAUGUUCCGUCACUUACAACCGCAGAUCGGCUUCGGGUGGACCAAUCGCAUCUUCGGCUUCAUACUCCUUGGCAUGGUCAUAGCUACUUUCUUCCUGCUCCGGCCAGAUCCAACAUAUAGACGCCCAAAUGGACAACUAUUCGACCCUUCUGCCCUCAAAGAGCCACCAUUCGUGGUUCUCUUGGUCGGCUUAUUCUUUGUCUUCCUUGGAUAUUGGGUUCCGCUGAUCUACAUCACACCAUAUGCCCAGUUCUCCAUCAAAACGAACGUCUCAUACGCGUUUUAUCUCCUCGCCAUUCUGAAUGCGGGAAGCUUCGCGGGCCGGAUCCUCCCUGCCUUCGUCGCACACAAGUUCGGCCCCGCAGUCGUCCUUUCAGCCGGCAGUAUCAGUCUCGGGAUAUUGAUACUGGCGUGGAUCGGGAUUCACAGCAUUCCCGGCGUCACCAUUUGGGCGAUUUUGGUGGGUUUCAUGGCAGGCAUUACAGUGGCAAUCCCUGCCGCGGUCGUGCCUCUGCUCUCACCUACACCGAACGUUGUGGGUGCAAGGACCGGCAUGGCCUGGUCUGGUUCUGCGUUUGCAGGCUUGAUCGGUGGACCUAUCGCCGGUGCCCUUGUCAAUACAACGACGAGCAAUUACGCACAUGGUCAAGCCUUCGGAGGCGCGGCCAGCUUAUUUGGCGGCUUGCUGCUAAUGUAUCCUGCAUUUACCAUUGCCAGGGGAAACAAGCGUUAUCAAAAAACGCGACCACCAACGCAUGACGUUGAGGUUUCGUCUCCAUCUGCCCAGGCCGACCAGGUGACGUCGGCAUAA